ACACUAGCUGGCCAGCCGGCUCCUUUCUUCCUCCUCCCCCACAAAGCAUAAAGCAGGCAGGGAGGUCUUCAAAGCUAGCCCAGCCAUCAUUUCAUCCCAAUUUCCUUUCCAUUCAAACCCCAUCACAUCAUCUAGCCUCCUCCUCCAGUCACAUCUGCCCUGAGAGCAAAAAACCAGAGGAAGCUAGCUAGGAUCUCUCAAAGGAGGAGUUUGAAUUCAUUCCCGGCCAGCAAUGGUGGAACCAGCAGCCAAGAAGAGCACUACCUCUAUGAGUGGUAGUAGCAUGAGGAAGAAGAAGCCGGAGAAGGAGAGAUUGGCUGCAGAGAAGCAGCAGCAGAACAGUGGUAGCAGCAGCAGCAAGAAGCAGAGCAGCUCAGGGACAGCAGGAGCAGAGCCUGCUGCUUCAGCUGCAGAGAGCCCUUCUUACAGGUUAGCUCUCAGGAGCCUCUUCUCCUGCAGAAACACCCACGCUCAGCAUCACACCCACCGGGUCCCGCCGCCGGCGGAUUCCGGCGCCGUCGUCGCCAUGGCCAGCAAGAAGUGCAAGAAGCAGCAGCAGCAGCAGCAGCUGGGCUGCAGCUCCGGCGCGUCCAUCUGCAAGCUCCGGGACGCCGGCCCGCGGCGGCCGGUCUUGAUGAAGAAGCCCGAGGAGGAGCCGCCUAAUUUGGUCGACGCCAUGACGACCAAGCGGCGGGCGUCGGUGAGCGGCGGCGGCGGCGGAAGCGGCGGCGAGAGGCGGGCGGUGAAGAAGGCCCUGCAGCAGAGGCAGGGCGAGGCGGUGGCAGUGGUGGUGAGCUCGUCUUCUUCGUCUUCGUCGGCGGCGGGGGGGUCGUUCAGGCUGCGGCGGCUGUCCGGGUGCUACGAGUGCCACCACAUGGUGGUGGACCCCAUGAGCGGCGGCGGCGGCGGCGGGUCCAUGAGGGCCGCCGUCUUCUCCUGCCCCGACUGCGGCGACGUCUUCGUCAGGGCCGAGUCGCUCCACCGCCAUCAGUCCACAAGGCACGCAGUAUCAGAGCUCGGGCCGGAGGACACGAGCCGGAACAUCAUCGAGAUCAUCUUCCAGUCGAGCUGGCUCAAGAAGCAGAGCCCGGUCUGCGCCGUGGACCGGAUCCUCAAGGUCCACAACGCCCCCGCCACGCUCGCUCGCUUCGAGGCCCACCGCGACGCCGUCAAGGCCAAGGCCCUCAUGAUCUCCUCCUCCGGCUCCGGCUCCGGAGGCGGCGGCGGCGCGCGGUGCACGGCGGACGGCAACGAGCUGCUCCGCUUCCACUGCGCCGCGCUGGCGUGCUCCCUCGGCCUCCGCGGCGCCACGCACCUCUGCGACCACGCUUCCUGCGCCGCCUGCGCCAUCGUCAGGGACGGCUUCGUCGUCGCCCCCGGCGCCGGCGCCGGCGUCCGGACCAUGGCCACCAGCGGCCGCGCGCAUGAUGCUGUGGCGGUGGAAUACGAGGAUGGGGGCGAGCGCAGGAGGGCGAUGCUUGUGUGCAGGGUCAUUGCUGGGCGGGUGAAGCGGCCGGCGCAGGAGAAGGAGGCGGCGGCGCCGGAGUCGGAGAAGAAGGAUGAUUUGCCGCCGGAGAUGGAGACGAAGACGGCGGAGGAGGAGGAAGACGAGUACGACUCGGUGGCGGGGUCGGCGGGGGUGUACUCGAGCAUGGACGAGCUGGAGGUGUUCAACCCCACGGCCAUUCUCCCAUGCUUCGUCGUCGUCUACAAGGCUUGAUUGCUCGAUAGCACUCGUUAUCACACCACCUCACCUCAGCUCGAGCUGCCCACCGGCCAAUUCGUGUCUUCGUCAAGAUAGUCUUUUACUGUGUUUAGUAGUCCUACUGAUGUUACAUUGUACUACCACAUUCCAGUAACUUUUAGCAGUAGAACUACGUAGAUGCCGUUGUUAGCUUGAUUAAUUACGUUGCUCGCUA
Molecule: messenger RNA, 1919 nt
Organism: Brachypodium distachyon (stiff brome)
Lineage: Eukaryota; Viridiplantae; Streptophyta; Magnoliopsida; Poales; Poaceae
Exons: 2
Coding region: 233-1720 (495 amino acids)
Source: RefSeq, a predicted model, not a curated record